Molecule: messenger RNA, 648 nt
Organism: Schizosaccharomyces osmophilus
Lineage: Eukaryota; Fungi; Ascomycota; Schizosaccharomycetes; Schizosaccharomycetales; Schizosaccharomycetaceae
Product: acyl-coenzyme A thioesterase
Exons: 1
Coding region: 1-648 (215 amino acids)
Source: RefSeq, a predicted model, not a curated record
AUGUCUCUCCUAGGUCUAAGUAAUAAAACUUUGCUUACUGCCGCAGCUGGCGGACUGUCUGCUGGUGCCUUUUUGUCAUGGUUCUGGUCCAGUGAUGCUUACCUAGCGCAUCGCAGGUUGCCUGCGAAUGCCCAAAUGAUAGCAAAACUCACAAAUUCUCCAACGGCCGUUCAAAUGGUGCAAAACUUGCAUUCCAAACGAGAGCGCGAGAUACGUUUACAGGAACAUCCUUCGCUAUUUCGGUCUCAAUAUCCAUCUAACUUUCUAAACUUCAGGGACGGUAUCUUGCCUCUAUUCAAAACUUACUAUGAUUCCGAGAACCGUGAAUGGAUUAGUAUUGGAAUUAUGGGAAACGCACUAACUGGUUAUCAAAAAUUGCAACAUGGCGGAGCUAUAGCAACCGUGCUCAUUGAAUGCCUGCAAACUGUUAAAAACCUAGAAUCUGAUAGAAAAGGUUCAUUGCGAGGUGAGCCUCAAGAUCCCAUUUUGACUGAAACCUUUGAUGUUCAUACUCCCUCUUACAGUAUAGGUUACAAAAAGCCAGUCCCUGCGGGCGAUUGGGUAUUAAUUCGAGUGAAUUCAGGUAAAGCAAGGCUCUACAAUUCCAAGAACCAACUGUUAGCUGAAGCAUGCGAUUUACAAGCAUGA